CCCAUCUCCUACAGCAUCGUCUUCGUGGUGGGGCUGCCCCUCAACUCCUGGGCCCUGUGGAUAUUCAUCUCCAGGAUGAGGCCCUGGAAUGCCACCACCACCUACAUGGUGAACCUGGCUGUGUCUGACAUGCUCUACGUCCUCUCCCUCCCCACCCUGGUCUAUUAUUACGCCGACCGUAACAACUGGCCCUUCGGGAAUUGGCUCUGCAAGAUCGUGCGGUUCCUGUUCUAUGCCAACCUCUACAGCACCAUCCUCUUCCUCACCUGCAUCAGCGUCCACCGCUACAUGGGCAUCUGCCACCCCAUCCGCUCCCUCAAGUGGGUGAAGACCAAGCACGCCCGCAUCAUCUGCGUGGGCGCCUGGCUCGUCGUCACCAUCUGCCUCAUCCCCAACCUCAUCUUUGUCACCACCAGCUCCACGGGCAACACCACCCUGUGCCACGACACCACCAAGCCCGAGGAGUUCGACCAUUACGUGCACUACAGCUCCUCUGUCAUGGCCCUGCUCUUUGGGCUCCCCUUCCUGGUCAUCGUCCUGUGCUACUGCCUCAUGGCCAAGCAGCUCGGCAAGUCCAGCCUCUCCAGCCCCAGCCCGCGGAUGCCCUCCUACAAGAAACGCUCCAUCAAGAUGAUCAUCAUCGUGCUCGCCGUCUUUGCCAUCUGCUUCGUGCCCUUCCACAUCACCCGCACCCUCUACUACACCUCCCGCUACUUCCAAGCCGACUGCCGGACCCUCAACAUCAUCAACUUCACCUACAAGAUCACGCGGCCCCUGGCCAGCAUCAACAGCUGCCUCGACCCCAUCCUGUACUUCCUGGCCGGGGACAAGUACCGGGGGCUGCGCCGGGGGGCCGCCCACCGGCUCCGGCCCGUGCCCACCUGCGACCUGGCCCUGGUGUCGCCCUACACGGACACCCUCACGGACAGCGGCCACGUGGCCAGUGUCACCCGAGGGACAGGGACAGCACGGAGCGGGGGCGGGUGCUGAGGGGCCCGAGGGGGUUCCAUGACCUCAUCUCUGG
Messenger RNA from Manacus vitellinus (golden-collared manakin), 1024 nucleotides. It is a transcript of the gene P2RY4, whose product is annotated as pyrimidinergic receptor P2Y4. The annotation marks the transcript as partial. Gene Ontology annotation, cellular component: plasma membrane. The record is from RefSeq and is a predicted model, not a curated record. Gene Ontology annotation, biological process: transepithelial chloride transport; G protein-coupled receptor signaling pathway. NCBI's taxonomy places the organism in Eukaryota, Metazoa, Chordata, Aves, Passeriformes, Pipridae. Gene Ontology annotation, molecular function: G protein-coupled purinergic nucleotide receptor activity; G protein-coupled UTP receptor activity. The transcript has a single exon.